Pyrus x bretschneideri (Chinese white pear) is the source of this 704-nucleotide messenger RNA. RefSeq lists its product as uncharacterized. The transcript has 2 exons. The record is from RefSeq and is a predicted model, not a curated record. The coding region runs from base 158 to 547 and encodes 129 amino acids. NCBI's taxonomy places the organism in Eukaryota, Viridiplantae, Streptophyta, Magnoliopsida, Rosales, Rosaceae.
UUAGAAAUCCUCUUACGUAACGCAGCCGCCUCUACAUGUUCUUUUGUAUGCAACAAUUCACAAACAUAACAUAAAACGCCUCUUCGAUCGGUGACCUGAAACCCCUCAACAUCUUUCCUUUUUUGCACCAAACUAUCCUCUGGUUAUUUGUUCCGCCAUGUCUUCUAUGCUGAGCUCUCAAGGUUUUGUCCUGGCAACUGCCAUGGCCGUCUCCAGCACUCUCGUUUGUCUUGUUUUCUCCAGGCAAAAGACUUUACCACCAACCCAACUUUCCAAUCAGUCUAAAAACCAAAUCCCUCUGCGUUCUUGCUUGUGUUCAGGUGACAAGAAGAGGGAGAGGAAGAAAAAGAGGGUGCAUUUUGCUGAAAAUAUUGACGAGGAGGAGCCAAUUGGGGAUGGAGAGGAGGAAGAACCGAUCGGUAGAAAGCAGAGCAAACUCAAAACAAGUUGCAGAAACGAAAUUCGACGAAGGAUUCCGGAGAAUCGAAUCGCUUUGUACAAUGGAAUUCUCAAGAACCGCAUCCAGAGGAUGGCGUGCUCUCAUUGAUUGCUCUGGAAAUUUCUGGCGCUCUUCGUUUCUUGGCUGAUUAGAACAAACAAAAUGUUGGUUUUUUGUGGUUGUGUUUUUUUCUUUUUUUUUUUCUUCCCAAAAUUGUGGUUGUAAAUACUUUGAAUUUUUCGAUUAGUUAAGAAAAUUUGGGCAA